This is a messenger RNA of Dromaius novaehollandiae (emu), 2189 nucleotides long. RefSeq names its product angiotensin II receptor associated protein (gene AGTRAP). Gene Ontology annotation, cellular component: plasma membrane. Bases 127 to 645 code for a protein of 172 amino acids. The transcript is spliced from 6 exons. Lineage: Eukaryota; Metazoa; Chordata; Aves; Casuariiformes; Dromaiidae. The record is from RefSeq and is a predicted model, not a curated record. Gene Ontology annotation, biological process: angiotensin-activated signaling pathway; regulation of blood pressure.
CUCCCGCCCCUCCGCCCUCCCCUGGGAGGCCCGGGGCCAGCCCGUCGCGGUGGCGGGGCCCGGCCCAGCCCCACGUGAGGCGGCCCCGCCGCCCGGAGUCACGGGGCGGGCGGCCGGGCCGCUGCUAUGGAGCUGCCUGCUGUCAGCCUCAAGGCCAUCAUUCUGGUACACUGGCUGCUCACAAUGUGGGGGUGCAUGAAUUACUUCUUUCCAGCUUCCUAUGCCUGGGGAAACUUCAGUGUACUUGCAGUGGGGAUCUGGGCCAUUGUGCAGCGAGAUUCCCUUGAUGCCAUCGUGAUGUUCCUGACUGGCUUGCUGCUCACAGUCCUCACAGACAUCAUUCACAUCAGUGUCUUCUACCCGCAAAAGAACUAUCUCACGGACUUGAGGCGUUUCAGUGUAGGCAUGGCCAUCCUCAGCCUCCUUCUCAAACCUGUGUCCUGCUAUUUUGUGUAUCAAAUGUACCGGGAGCGUGGAGGAGAGUACACCUUUAACAUAGACCUGGAGUCCUCGUCUGACAGCCAUUUUGCCCGCAAUGGCCUCGUCCGUGCAGGCCAGGAUCGUAGCAGCUAUGAGCCAAUCGAUCAUCAGGAUGCCUCUCCGCAAUGGCCUGACGCAAGCAAGUCAGCCCAGAACCCGUACUGAGGAACGGCGAACAGAUGCCUCCCUCGCCCAGUCCAGCCUUACAGUCCUUCCAUGUCUGUUCUGAUGGAGCAAGAUCUGCUACUGAGCAAACAGGAGAAGUUCUGAUUUUACUUUCUUCUGCCUCCCUGAAGGUUAGGCAGACGGGUUUCUGCAGUAAAUCCAGAAGAUCUCAGAGAUGCCAUGCUAAGUGCUGUGACUUUGUAAUCGCAAUACACUCUCCUUCCUCCCUCCCUCCCCCUAAAUCUCAUUCUGUCUGUGUGAGUGGAAGCACCUUCUGCAUCUACCAUGUCUUGUACUGUGCGUGCUCUUUACUGUAAGUAAGGGAAUCACUCAAAAUAUUCCUGGACAAGCUGACUUUAAAAGACUCAUGGUCUGCUUUCAAACAAUACAGGAGUUUAGCCUGCUUUUAUGUAGAUACACCUCCAGGAAACAUUGGAGUUCUGGAGGACUGGUUUUGAUCAUAUAAUUUAACUAAGAUUUAUGAUGAGAAAUCCCCAUGCUAGCUACAGUGGUUUGCAUGCAGGUGAGGUUGGUAUAAAAUGCUCUUACUGGGCCAGGGAGCUGCUUGUGCUUCCAGUAUCUAACCUUGGGUUUUAUUCACUGUUGCUUAUAUGCAAGUUGAAUGUCUUUCUGGAUGUCAGGAUGUCCUUAAAAUGACUGUUAAAUGUAGGUUGCAGAUACUGUGCCUUGGAAUGUCCUUUUGCUUUCAGGUGCCUGUCUUAACAGAACUUGAAAUGUUACAUUUUUCUAAGAAAACUAUAAAAUCAACACAGUUCUUCUGUGUUAAAAAAAAAAAUCACUGGUCACCUAUGUCUCAUUUGAAAAUGUAGGUAUUCCUGAUGGGUCGUGACUAUAGUCAGGGAGUCUGGGAGAGUCAUUACUGGAGGAGGUCUGCAGGACUUCAAUGGGCUUUAGUCUAAGCCUUACUCAGAAAAGUAGAGGGUACUGCACAGCAGAGCAUGGGCAAUGAAGGUGGGCUAGUAAGUUAAGAUCGGGAAAUGAAAAGUCAGUUUGCGCGGCUUUUUACACUGCAGUGAUGAACUCCUUGGGGUGUUACAAACUUCAAAUUCCGAUUUUACCCACAAUAAAUGUGCCCUGCUGUGGCUUUCAGUGUAAAGUCCUAAAAAGAAAAAGGUGUCCAAGAGGUUUCCUUGGAAGAAAAAGAGCAUGUGAACAUUGGCAAAGUGAAAAUACUAGUGCUGGGAAGAUCUGUGUUUUUCUGAAGCAGGUUCACUUUUGAAUAAUACAUCUGUAUUCUACAAUUGCAUUUCUCUGACAAGACCUGCUGCUGCAUUGACUCUUCAGUGACCACAAGUCCCUGUUAAGUUUGCUCUGAGCUCUAGAACCAUAUUUGUUAAAUAUGGUUAAAAACAAGCAGUUUUCUCCCCCACUGAGUUUUAUCACUUUAAACAUCAACAGAUGUUUCAUCCACUAUGCUACACAAGUAGUGCAGUGAUCUGUUGCUCUGCUGUUGUUCCUGAACCAUCAUUUAUGCUUGGACCAAGCACAUGUUAAAUGCCAUAAAACUGCAAUAGUCCGAUUUA